This is a messenger RNA of Cyprinus carpio (common carp), 6766 nucleotides long. Its product is annotated as plexin-B1-like. Lineage: Eukaryota; Metazoa; Chordata; Actinopteri; Cypriniformes; Cyprinidae. Gene Ontology annotation, cellular component: semaphorin receptor complex. The transcript has 35 exons. The coding region runs from base 330 to 5990 and encodes 1886 amino acids. The record is from RefSeq and is a predicted model, not a curated record. Gene Ontology annotation, biological process: negative regulation of cell adhesion; semaphorin-plexin signaling pathway involved in axon guidance; negative regulation of cell migration. Gene Ontology annotation, molecular function: semaphorin receptor activity; protein binding.
GCUCUCUGUAAAGUGUUAGCUCACCGCUCCCUGCCUCAGUUUCAUUCCCGUGAGAAAUGACUUUCAGCUUCAGUGUUUCAGCGUCUGUCAGUCAGUCUGUCUGUCUUCCACGUGUUGCGCUGCGCGUCUCGCGUCCUGGUGGUUGACUCACCGGGAAGUUUCGAUGCUCAGGGAACAACAGCACAAACCAGAGCCCUGACAGGAGCCGCGAGCGGACCGGACUUUUCCAUGUUUCACACAAAUUAACCAACAGCAGAUUGUGCUGAAGUGUUCUGAGGCAGGUAGAGUGACCGAACGCUGUAAACUGCGAAAGCAGGUGAGGGGGUGCCAUGCCAGCUGCUGCUCCCCUGUUGCUGCUCCUUGCCAUCUUGUGGUGGCCUCUGGUACUGCCUCUGGCCCCCGGUCAUCUUCAGAGCCCCCCUACAUUCAUCACCCUUAAUGGCUCCCGCCUCAAUCACCUCCUGCUCGACACCCAUUCGGGCCACGUCUAUGUGGGGGCGGUAAAUGUGCUCUAUCACCUCUCCCCAGACUUGCAGCUGCUCUCCUGGGGCAAAACAGGGCCUAAACUGGACAGCCCGGACUGCCUACCCCCCAUUGACCCCACCGAUUGCACCCAGGCGGAAACCACGGACAACACCAACAAGCUUCUGUUGCUGGAAGAGGUCAAAGAAAAACCAGUCAGUCUGAUCGUGUGCGGGACGGUCCUGCAGGGCAUCUGCGAGAAGCGAAGCUUGGAGAACGUCUCUCAGGUGCUGUACAAGACUGACAACCCCGUGGACACGCAGUAUGUGGCAGCAAACGACCCUCGAGUGUCCACGGUUGGUGUGGUGGUGGAGCAGAAAGACGUUAUGCUUAUGCUUGUUGGGCGGGGCUACACCAGUAAAGGACCUGGUGGGAUCCCGCCAAUCACGAUGCGACGCUUAACCCCAGUUGCCCGACACUCUGCACCAGCAUUUUCCCAUGAAGAACUUGGAAAGCUGGUUGUCGGUAGCUACUCUGAAUACAACAACCACUUUGUGAAGGCUUUUCCUCACAACCACUAUGUCUAUUUUGUGUUCUCUCGGCGUGACGUGUGGGGCAAACGAGAGUAUCGGACAUAUGUUUCAAGACUCUGUGCAGGAGACCCCAAUUUCUACUCUUAUGUGGAGGUGCCGCUUUUCUGCGGCGGAGGAUACAAUCUGGCACAGGCGGCUGUACUUGGCUAUCACCGUGACCAACCCACACUGUUUGUGGCUAUGGCCAUGGGGCAGGCGUCGACUCCCACACCCACAGACCGGUCGGCUCUUUGUGUGUAUAAGGUGGAGGAGCUGGAUAAAGCCCUACAUGGUGCCCAGCUACUGUGUUAUACACAGGAGGGCAAAGAUGCCAACAACAUGGAGAAGGCGUAUAUAGAGUAUGAAGUGUCCUCCAAUUGUCUGAAGCUCCCGCAGGACUCUCUGAUUAAGUACCCAUGCGGAGGUGAACACACACCCAGCCCCAUCGCCAGCGCCAUUGCUCUUGAGGCCACACCCACUUUCACCUGGAAUCCUCUCAUCACUGCUGUCACAACAGCAACUGAAGUUGGCCACACCAUAGUACUGCUAGGAGACAAAAAUGGAAGGCUGCACAAGGUGUUCUUGCAUGCAAAUGGUACCGGUACUAAAUAUGACACAGUGGAGGUGGAUGCAGAGAGUCCCAUUAACGCUGACCUGUUGUUGGACUCCACCAAACAAAACGUCUACGUAUUAACUGAAAGAAAGGUUACAAAGCUCCAUAUCGCUCAGUGUGAGAAGCAUUUAGACUGCCACUCCUGUCUGUCUAAUAGAGAUCCCUACUGCGGCUGGUGUUUGCUGGAGGGCAGAUGCACAAGGAAGAUGGACUGUACACGGCACGCUCAGCCUCACCACUGGAUCUGGAGCUACAGCCGUGAGCGCCAGUGUGUGUCCAUAGAGAGUCUACAACCCUCCAUCCUGAGCAGAGAAGAGCAGACACAGGUCUCUUUCACAGUUCUACAGUUGCCGGUCUUGUCAAAGGAUGAGUCUCUAUCUUGCGCUUUUGGGAGUUUGGCUGCUCAGCCUGCGGUUGUCAUGGAGAACAGAAUCACAUGUCAAUCACCGGCUCCAGAGCAGCUCCCCCCGAGUCCGCCAGGCAACGAUCACGUAUCUGUACGAAUGGCGCUGAAGUUUGGAGACGUGAUCAUCUCUCAUACAAAUAUCACCUUUUAUGAUUGUAAAGCAGUCGGACGACUCAACGCAACCUCGCCGUGCAUGGCGUGUGUUAGCAGUAUGUGGCCGUGUCAUUGGUGUGUGAAGGAUGAGCUCUGCACUCAUGAUAAGAGCUGCCCUCGUCAGCACAUCAUCUAUAACAGCAGGGAGCAGUCAAUGCCCCGUGGGCCCGACUCUUGCCCCUGCGUCUGGGCCCUGCAGAGCUUCCCUCUGGUUCCUGUUGGCUUUGACACUGAGCUCUCUCUGCAGGGCAAAAACCUGGACAUAUUCGAGGAUGAGAAAGAUUAUGCUUGCGUGCUGGUCAUCGAAGGCCAGGAGCUGCGCUUGCCGGCCACGUUGGACCGCAGCAAAGAGACGGGGACGCAUGUGUUCAAGUGUGCCACUCAUCAGUUUCAGUACUCAGGAAAGCAGUUUGAAUAUUCCGCUCCUGUAUAUCUGCAAUGGGGGAUGCAGCGUAUAGACACAGCACCACAUCUCCGCUUGCAGCUGUAUGACUGCUCAGUGGGACAGUCCGACUGCAGCCAGUGUCGAGCGGUUGCUGCCAAUUACGGAUGCGUGUGGUGUGCCGAUGAAACCCCCGGCUGUGUGUAUAACCAAUCCUGCACCAGUGGAACCACGGACACCUGUCCUGCUCCUGUAGUUACUGAGGUCGAGCCGCUGACUGGGCCACUGGAGGGUGGCAUCCUGCUGACUAUCCAGGGAUCGAAUCUGGGUCAGAGCUUCCAGGACAUCCAGGCAGGAGUUACAGUGGCAGGGGUGACCUGCACACCUCUGCCUGAAGCCUAUCGCAUUUCCACCAGUAUUGUGUGUGAGCUCCAGGCCUGCGCAAAUGUCAUAGCCGGACCGGUCGUCGUCACCGUCGGAGGUUCAGAGAAAGGAGAGUCCCAGCAGACAUUCUCAUAUCAGAAUCCACAGCUGAGCAGGAUUGUACCGGAAAAAGGGCCUUUAGCUGGGGGCACGAUGUUAACGGUCCAUGGGUCGCAGCUCCUGACGGGACAACGAACAGAACAAAGAAGUGACCAAAUCACUGGGCUGCAGGCCUUUUUGGGCUCAAAGCCCUGUCGCAUCAAUGAAGUGAGUGACACAUGGCUGAUUUGUCGCACCAGUCACUCCAAUCAAACAGGAAGAGUGCCAGUUAAAGUAGUGUUUGGAAAAGCCGAGAGGAUUUUGGAAAGUGUUCUUUUCAGCUAUAUGGAAGACCCAGUGAUUACUGAUGCAACACCUAUGGAGAGUUUCUACGGGGGUGGGCGUCUUAUAUAUGUGACCGGCCAAAACCUGAAUGUGGUUCAGCAGCCGAAGAUGUCAGUCUCUUAUGAGCCUAGAGAGAGGUCCGAAGUCAGAAGACGUCGACACACCAAUGUUUCUGUCAGGAAUCCCUUGGUUAUGAUUCAGGAGUUGUGCACCAAUGUGACCUCGGAGAGGAUGAUUUGCAAGAGCCCUCUGGUGGAGCCGAAAUCCAGGAUAGUGCGAGUGUGGUUCGAGAUGGACAAUGUGCACAUCGACUUUCCCAGCAUCAAGAACAAGACGUUCACAUACCACCCAAACCCAGACUUAUUCCAGCUCAACAGUGAGUCCCGAGGAACACCCAUCCGAUUCAAACCUGGAGGAGUCCUGGCAGUAGAGGGUAAGGGACUGACCCUGGCUAUGAGGAAAGAGGAAGUUGUGGCCCGGCUCGGGGACAAAGAGUGUGAUGUCAAGACUCUGGAUAACACACACCUGUACUGUGAACCACCUGAGGAACAGCCUCUCGCCCUGGACGACAGUGACUUACCCACACUGAAGGUGUUAAUGGGAAGCCUGGCGUUUGACUUGGGUCCAGUGGAGUAUGACAAUGAUUCACACUCAUCGGUGCCUCUGGCAGCUCAGAUCGGUCUGGCAGCGGGGGCCGCGGUGGUCGUUCUCAUCGUGCUGGUUAUCAUUCUCAUGUACAGGCGGAAGAGUAAACAAGCUCUGAGAGACUAUAAAAAGGUUCUGGUGCAGCUGGAGACUCUGGAGAUAAAUGUUGGAGACCAGUGCAGGAAAGAGUUCACUGAUCUGAUGACAGAGAUGAUGGAUUUGAGCAGUGAUGUUGGUGGUCCUGGCAUCCCCUUUCUGGAUUACCGCACGUAUGCAGAGCGUGUUUUCUUCCCCGGCCAGAAGGGUGCGCCGCUGAGUCAGAAUCUGGAUUUGCCUGAUUCUCGCAGACAGACAGUGGAGCAGGGUCUGGGUCAGCUCAACAACCUGCUCAACAACAGACUCUUCCUUAUACGGUUCAUUCAUACUCUGGAGGCACAGCAGAGCUUCUCGCAAAGGGACAGAGGUUACGUCGCGUCUCUUCUCACGAUGGCCCUUCAUGAUAAGCUGGAAUACUUCACGGAUGUCAUGAAGACCCUGCUGGGGGAUCUAAUGGAGCAAUACGUGGCCAAAAACCCCAAACUCAUGCUGCGCAGGACAGAGACUGUUGUGGAGAAGAUGCUGACCAACUGGAUGUCCAUCUGUCUCUACUCAUUUCUUAAGGAGGUUGCUGGUGAGCCUCUCUACAAGUUGUACAGGGCUAUUAAAUACCAGGUUGAUAAAGGACCAGUGGAUGUAGUGACGGGCAAAGCCAAACGCACGCUCAACGACAGCCACCUGCUCCGAGAGGACAUUGACUACUGCUCAGUGACUCUGACUGUGCUGGUGAAGAGCGGUGUCGAGGUCCAGCCCUGUCCGGUUAAAGUUCUGGACUCUGACACCAUCACUCAGGUUAAAGAUAAAAUCCUGGACCAGAUUUAUAAAGGAGCACCAUACUCCCAAAGACCAGCCGCAGACUCCCUGGACCUUGAGUGGCGAUCAGGCCAGGCGGGUCACCUGACUCUUUCUGAUGAUGAUGUCACAGCCAUCGUUCAGGGUCGCUGGAAACGGAUCAACACCUUACAGCACUACAAGGUGCCUGACGGGGCCACUGUGGCGCUCAUCCCUCGUUCCCAGAGUUCUCUUGGAGUAAAUCAGUUUUAUCAGACUGGAGAGAAAACUCCCAUGCUGGAGGGAGAGGAGGAGGAAGGUCUUCGUCUGUGGCAUCUGGUGAAGCCGAGCGAGGACCCCGAGAUCCCCAAACACAGGAAGAGCAGCAUGAGAGAGAGGGAGCGGGCAAAAGCCAUUCCUGAGAUCUACCUUACACGACUGCUUUCUAUGAAGGGCACUCUGCAGAAGUUUGUAGAUGAUGUCUUUGUAGCCAUACUGAGUAGGAAACGGCCUCCACCCAUCGCUGUCAGAUUCUUCUUUGACUUCCUGGAUGACAUGGCAGAAAAACACGGGAUUGACGACCCAGAGACCGUUCACAUAUGGAAAACAAACAGUUUACCUUUGCGUUUCUGGGUCAACAUCUUGAAGAAUCCUCAGUUCGUCUUUGACGUGCAGGUGACGGAUAGUGUGGAUGCUGUCCUUUCCGUUAUCGCACAGACCUUCAUUGAUUCCUGCACUACAUCUGAACACAAAGUGGGCCGGGAUUCUCCAGUGAAUAAGCUGUUGUACGCCCGAGAAAUCCCACGAUACAAGCAGCUGGUGGAGAGGUACUACAGUGAUAUUCAUAACGCCGUGUCUGGCUGUUACCAGGAAAUGAAUUCAACCCUCACAGAGCUGUCAGGGAGCUUUGCAUCCGAGAUGAACAGUUUGGUGGCGUUGCAUGAGCUGUACAAGUAUAUCAACAAAUACUACGAUCAGAUUAUCAUGUCUCUGGAAGAAGACGCUGCGGGUCAGAAGAUGCAGUUGGCGUAUCGGCUUCAGCAGGUCGCCGCCCUGGUGGAGAAUAAAGUUACUGACCUUUAGGCUUUGACCUUUCACCUUGCCAUCUAAGCUCAUCAAUAAUCACGUCUUAUCUCAUGUGAUCAGCUGAUGAAAUGCAACCACUGCGCCAAACACUCGUGUGCUUCCACAACCAUUCACAUAAACUACCUGCAUAUUCUUAACAAAAGGGAACAGGAAAUGAAGUAAUGAUCACUUUCUUUCGAUAAAACCUUAAUGGGAAAUUGCUUUUCAGACUGAGGCUCUGAACAAUUCACAGGAGUAUUGGCUGACAGGAAGUGUGUGUGUGUGUGUGUGUGUGUGUGCAUGGUUAAUUGUGAUUUGUUUGUCUGAAAGGCUCUGCUGUAUAUAUGAAGUUUACCUAAUUCAAAUUUUAAUGACACUACUGAAGCAGCUCUCACAUAUUGUGACAUGCUGAGACACAUUUUAUACCAUUUCUAUUUCCAUUCAAGUGAUCACGUGCACUGUAUGGAGUUUUAUGAACUGAUUCAACGAAACUGUACGGUCAUCUUAGCACUGCGGACAAAUCCCACAUUUACUUCGACUGUACGUGGAGUAUUUCGUUCCAGGUUUAGAAAUGUUCCACUCCUAAACAAUCAAAGCCCAGACUCAAAGACGGUCCUUGGCCGUGUUGUGUUAACCUUUAAUGCUAACAUUUCUACAUUAGUAUUUUAGAUCAAAACAAGUGUUACGCUUUUACAGGGACUGUAGAGUAAGUCUAUGUACACAAGUGCCAUAAGUUAUAAGAGCACAAUAUUUGUGUGCACGUUAUUGUGUAGCUUUAGGUGUGCAUGCAAAAA